UUUUCUCUUCAUGACAUGGUGGAGGAGCCAAGUCUAUCCUUCACCUCUACGCCUCCUCCAACCCAGUGCACCAGAUUUAACUUUCGGACAUUUCGUUGGAUGCAAACUAUGAUCUUUGCCAUUAAGGAGAUCAACCGAGAGGGCAUACUGCUGCCCAACAUCACCCUGGGUUAUAAGAUCUAUGAUUCAUGCAGUACACCCCAUCAGGCUUUGAAGGCAGCCAUGGAGUUAAUGGGAAGUGAGAACGGUUCAAUGGUUGAAGGAGUGACACAGGGUAUUGGCACAUGUCAUGGUGCCGUACCAGCAGUGAUAGGAGACGGAGGCUCUACUCAAUCUCUCGUUGUGGCCCGUUUCCUGGGAGUUUACCAGGUUCCACAGGUUAGUUAUUUCUCCAGCUGUGCCUGUCUCAGUGACAAAGAUCAGUUCCCUGCAUUUUUAAGGACCAUGCCUAGUGACUUUUUCCAAGUAGAUGCACUGGUACAACUUGUCAAGCAUUUUGGUUGGACCUGGGUUGGUGUGAUUGCAGGAGAUGAUGCCUAUGGCCAAGGUGGGGCAAACAUUUUUGCCUAUAAGGUUAGAAAGCUUGGUGCUUGUGUUGCCCUCCAUGAGAUCAUCCCAAAGAACCGAGCACAGGCUGCCAUUUCUUCCAUCAUUUCAAAGAUCCGCUCCUCUGGGGCUCGGGUGAUUCUUGUGUUUGCUGUGGAACAAGAUGCAGCUGCCUUGUUUGAUGAAGCGCUCAGAGAGGAGCUCACUGGUAUUCAGUGGCUGGCCAGUGAGGCUUGGAGCACUGCUGCCGUCCUCUCCACCCCAAAAAAAUACCACCCCAUCCUCCAGGGUUCAAUGGGAUUUGCCAUUCGACGAGCAGACAUCCCAGGAUUGCAAGACUUUCUGCUUCGUUUGCACCCAUUGAACCCAGAUGCCCUGGAAGAUCCAUUCUUGAUACCUUUCUGGGAAGAGGUGUUUCAGUGCAGCCUCGGUGUCCAUGCUGAAGGUCAGGAACGCAAUGAUGAGGGUAAACCUCCAUGCACUGGAGAGGAAGAGCUUGGGAGUGUAACCAAUAUCUAUUCAGAUGUGUUACAGCUAAGGAUUUCCUACAAUGUCUAUAAAGCUGUGUAUGCCAUUGUUCAUGCACUCAAGGCCAUGAGAAGCUGUGUGAAAGGAAAAGGGCCAUUUCCUCAGCAGACCUGUCCAGAUGUAGAUAAUAUACAGCCAUGGCAGCUUCUUCAUUACAUAAAACAGGUGGAUUACUUGAACUCUUUUGGUGAUGAAACCAAGUUUGAUGAGAAUGGUGACCCUGCAGCCAUGUAUGACCUGGUAAACUGGCAGCUCAAACCAAACGGGAAAAUGGAGUUUGUCACUAUUGGCAAAUUUGAUGAGACGACUAUAGUUGGAAAGCAAAAACUCCAGAUCCAAGAGCAGAACAUAAUGUGGAAUGGCAACCAAACCCAAGUUCCCUUGUCAGUAUGCAGCAGCAUUUGUCCCCCUGGUACCCGGAAGGCAAUUAGACCUCACUUCCCUAUCUGCUGCCAUGAUUGUGUGGUGUGUACAGCUGGGGAGAUUAGCAAUCAGAUUGAUGCCAUAGAGUGUGUCCGCUGCCUUCCAGAGUUCUGGUCCAAUGAUGAGAGGACAGCCUGUAUACCCAAACAAGUGGAGUUCCUCUCCUAUAGCGACACCAUGGGCAUCACCCUGACGGCUAUUUCGCUUAUUGGUUCCUUCUGCACAUGUGUUGUUUUCUUCAUAUUCUCCUGGCACCGAAACACCCCUAUUGUGAGAGCAAACAACUCCGAGCUGAGCUUCCUGCUGCUCUUCUCCUUGACUUUAUGCUUCUUGUGUUCUCUGACCUUCAUUGGCCGGCCCUCUGAGUGGUCUUGCAUGCUGAGACGCACAGCAUUCGGCAUCACAUUUGUCCUCUGCAUCUCCUGUAUUCUUGGGAAAACUAUUGUAGUACUUAUGGCCUUCAGAUCUACAAUCCCAGGUAGCAAUAUGAUGAAAUGGUUUGGGCCUGCCCAGCAAAAGGCAAUCAUCACUUUUUGUACACUUGUCCAGGUAAUUAUCUGUACAGUCUGGCUGGUUGUUGCUCCUCCCACUCCACGCAAACUCAUGCCUCGAGAGAGCGCGAUUGUCAUUCUUUUAUGCAGCGAAGGUUCAACUGUAGCUUUCGCUCUGGUCCUGAGCUAUAUUGGCCUGUUGGCCUGCCUCUGCCUUCUCCUGGCCUUCCUUGCAAGGAAGCUCCCAGAUAACUUUAAUGAGGCCAGACUCAUCACCUUCAGCAUGCUAAUUUUUUGUGCCGUGUGGGUAGCCUUUGUUCCCGCCUACAUCAGUUCUCCAGGGAAGUACUCCACAGUCACAGAGGUGUUUGCAAUCUUGGCCUCUAGUUAUGGACUUCUCGGCUGCAUUUUUGCCCCAAAAUGCUACAUAAUCUUACUGAGGUCAGAAAAGAACUCGAGGAAACACCUGAUGUCUAGAGGUUCCACUGACAAAUUUUAG
Messenger RNA from Labrus bergylta (ballan wrasse), 2487 nucleotides. RefSeq names its product extracellular calcium-sensing receptor-like. Gene Ontology annotation, molecular function: G protein-coupled receptor activity. The record is from RefSeq and is a predicted model, not a curated record. Gene Ontology annotation, cellular component: plasma membrane. NCBI's taxonomy places the organism in Eukaryota, Metazoa, Chordata, Actinopteri, Labriformes, Labridae. Gene Ontology annotation, biological process: G protein-coupled receptor signaling pathway.